AUGGAACCCGACGGCAGGGGACUCCUACUUGUCAUGAAGUUGUUCAGAGGCCAUCCUCUCGACGACGGUGUGGAAUUUAAGGUCCUUCGGGUUGAGGUUGACGCCACUCGGGUGGGGUGUGUGGAGCUCGACAACAUGGAUGAGUGGACUAUCUUCCUUAACUAUUGGGGGGACGGGUUUUGCUGUACCUCUGAGAAACGAGUAUGUCGACCUAAUUCUAUAUAUUUUAUGAAUCAGAAAGGCAGAGCGGUGAAAGUCUACGACUUGGGUGAGAAGAGCAUAAUCACAUUGCUACCUUUUCGUGGUGCGAGACGUUAUAUGUCGGUUAACUGUUGGGUUGACCUUCCAAACAUUCCUGAGUAUGAACAUGAGGAUGAGGAUGAACUUGAGCCAUGA
Messenger RNA from Striga asiatica, 396 nucleotides. NCBI's taxonomy places the organism in Eukaryota, Viridiplantae, Streptophyta, Magnoliopsida, Lamiales, Orobanchaceae. The record is from the annotation of a GenBank genome assembly.